Molecule: messenger RNA, 609 nt
Organism: Symbiodinium sp. CCMP2456
Lineage: Eukaryota; Dinophyceae; Suessiales; Symbiodiniaceae
Source: the annotation of a GenBank genome assembly
GUCAUGGUCUUCAUGAAUGUCCGCAUCAUGUCCGUGGGCAUUUCGUUCCCUCCAGGUGGCAUCGAUGACGUGGGAGAAAAGAAGUGGGCCGGAGACUUCCAGCUGAAAUUCUACCCGUGGGAGUACCCCUCCUACACCAACAACAUGAAGUUCGAGGGUGUCUUGCAGGUGGCGGUCGGAUUGAAGAUGGGAAACGCGAAAGGGACCAUCCGCACUUCCGUCUCCUACUGGUCUCCGGACGUAUCAGGUAAGGCCAAGGAUGCGAGCAACUACAAGUUGGAAAAAUUGGAAAAACCCAGUGGCUUUGGCUUCACCAUUGCUGUCGGCCCGCCUAAGAAAGGCGGGUCCGGGUCUGAAGGCUCGGAGUCUACGGAGUCUACGGAGUCUACGGACCUCGUCCAGGCCGGGUUGGGGCCGGAUUUGGCAACGAGCCUUCGUGAGCAGCUUCAUGCAGAGGGAAUUACCGAGCAUGAUCUUGUGACUGGACUCCAGCAGCUUUCCACAGCGGAGAACAUGUCAGGGGUUGUGCCCACUGGGAGCUUCGACGCGCGCUUGCAGCUGUACGUAUGUUUUGACUCUCCGCAUCGCUGCAACAAGGAUGGAGUGUGA